Messenger RNA from Polistes dominula (European paper wasp), 1042 nucleotides. RefSeq lists its product as uncharacterized. Gene Ontology annotation, biological process: negative regulation of G2/M transition of mitotic cell cycle. NCBI's taxonomy places the organism in Eukaryota, Metazoa, Arthropoda, Insecta, Hymenoptera, Vespidae. The record is from RefSeq and is a predicted model, not a curated record.
UACUUUCCCAUCUUUAUAAUUCUGUUAUCCUAAUAUAUUUUGUUUUUGUCCUAAGUUUUUAUAACUCGACGAAUGUUCAAAUUUCUACCAGUUAACAUAAAAAGGAUUAAGAAUAACAUAUAAAGGAUAAAAGCGCAAAAAUAAAAAAAAUAAAUAAUAUCUGUUGUUAACCUAACCUGUGUAUUUUUAUAUAAUAAAAACAUGAGUAAUGUGAAAAAUCAUAGCAAAAAAGGUCGAGGAAAACAUUCACAAAAGAAAAUCGAACCUAUAGAAGAACCUAAAAAAGAGUCAAGGUUAUUAGUCCAGCCUAAACAAUCUUAUGCUGCAUACGAUAUUGCAGAAACUAAUGAUGACAGUAAAGAUUUUGAAUCUCUCAUAAAGAUGCCAACUUCAGCGGAUGGGCAGCUUGUUCUUAAAUCUGAAAAGAAUUGGUCCGCUGAUGUAUUAGGAUGCUUUGAUUACUUUACUUUAGAUUUAAAUUUAGUUUCUGCUGCUAUGAAAUGCAUUCCGUUUAACGAAUGUGUUCAAAUAGAAGAUAAAUAUUUCACAGUUGAUCAAUUAACAAGUUUUCACAAUGCUGUUAAAGAAGGAAAAAAAGCUUAUAAGAAUAUUUUGUCUAAUUUAGAAAUCUCUGAUUCAUCUGACAUAACAAAUCUUAAUAGAUCAUUAGAGAGUAAAAAUGAAGAGCAAGUAGACAUGAGUUUAGGUUUUAAAAAGACUAUGAGUGAUAAUAAAAUAACUAUAGCUGAGGAACAAAAUAAAAAUGAUGAUACAGAAGAAGAUUUAGAUUUCUUAUUAUCUCUUGAAUCACCUACCUUACAAAGUAAUAUAAAACAAAUGCCUUUGCCAAAAAUACAAUUUAAAAAUGGUUUCAAAACACAGUCUGCUACUUUAUCGACUAAGUCAAAUGAUUUUGACACCUUAUUAGAUUCAAUAUUAGGUGAUUAAACAUGAAAUUUGUGUUUUUUGUUAUGAAGGAAUUCUAAAAAUUCAAUAAGAUUAAAUAUAAAUUGGAAAUUAUUAUUACAGUUAUUACAAAAGU